Messenger RNA from Durusdinium trenchii, 1040 nucleotides. The record is from the annotation of a GenBank genome assembly. NCBI's taxonomy places the organism in Eukaryota, Dinophyceae, Suessiales, Symbiodiniaceae.
GUUGUCCAACAUCCAGUGCAUACGCUGUGACCAGCGUCGCAAUGACUCCAGAGGCCGUGGUAGAGGGGCCAUAGGGGCCGCGCUGCAGAAAAACCUCUGAAAACGGCCUCAUGAGCGGCGGUCUUUUCCGCACGGAUGGGGGUGCACGUGGCAGCUCGGGGUUGGAUGUGAGUGACCCCGAGAUCGGCAAGGCGUGGGAGCGCGUGCGCCAGGGAGAAGAGGAGUGGAUGCUGCUGGAGUAUGAAGGCAAAAGCAAGCUCAAGGUGAAAGCCACAGGCACCGGUGACCUGCCCCUCUCGGACGAAGAGAUUGUCUUCGGGGGCCUCCGCAGCCAGACGGGGAAGUUCUUCUGCCUCAUGUGUGACUCUGGCAGGGGUUCUUGUGUUCUUUAUUUUCUGAGGGUUUCUAUUGGUGCUUUGGACCUCUUUGGGAGGCUUACUGCCUGUUGAACCGUGCAUUCUCCCAUGCUUCAGAAAUCCGGCCAGCCCCUCUGUACUGUCCGAUUGGAUGACUAACGUUAUAACUAUACAGUAGACUAUAAUAGAUGAGGGGUGAGGUAUGAGAUGCAAGUUCUGAUCCUGCAAGGCACCGGUGAACAUGCCAAUGGCCUUGCCAAGGGCCGGGCGGCCGCGCACAAGAACGCGGCCUUCAACGCGUUGGACGGCACCGUGGGUGAAGUCUGUGGCUUGUCGGUCGAGGAGUUCACGAGCAAGCUGAAGGAGCUCAAGGAGCUGGAGCCAAGGUGACCCGAGCUGAGUGCGUGAUAGCCCCUCACACCAUGUAGUUCCAAGAUCCGAACACAGGGUAGGGAGCACAGUGCCGUGAACAGCGCCUCGCGUCAUUUGGAUGCAGGGGGCCGAGGAUGAAUAGGGAUUGAGAGAAUCUCUCCCUGGAGGUUUCAAUUAGGGGAACGUUUCAUCCUCCAGCCCACUCCGCCGUGGGCAGGCAAAGCCCCACUCCGGUUGGCACUCGGGUGCGGGGAGCAUAUGUGUCCUUCACCUCGGGGACGUCCGCAAAGAACAGGCACCUUUUGCGCGGAA